CCCAUCCCCCCCUCUAUCCCCUGCACACCCACACGCUCUGAAAGCACACAGGUGUACACACAGGUGACGAAGGAUGGCGGCCCGCAAGUUGCAAGCCGAGGUGGACAGGGUGUUCAAGAAGAUCAUGGACGGGGUGGAGGUCUUUGACGACACAUUUGAAAAGGCGGCGAGUCCCGAGUUUUCGUCGCAGAAGGAGAAGCUCGAGGCGGAUCUCAAGACGCAGAUCAAGAAGCUGCAGCGGCUGCGUGACCAGGUGAAGCAGUGGCAGGGCUCGUCGGACUUUCGGGACAAGUCUGCGCUUCAGGAGAAGCGGAGGCUGAUCGAGACCAAGAUGGAGGCGUUCAAGGAGUUUGAGAAGCAGGCAAAGACCAAGGCGUACUCCAAGGAGGGCCUGGCCAAGUCACAGCGGAAGCGCGGAACGCAGUCGCCGGAAAAGACGGAAAAGCUUGAUUGGCUGGCCGAGUGCAUGAGCCGCAUCGACGAGCAGCUCGAGCAGAUGGAGGCCGAGAUGGAGGACCUGUCUGGCCGGCGCAAGAAGCGGUCUGCGGCGGCGGAUCAGAUCGAGUCGUUGGAGGUCCACAUCGAGCGGCACAAGUUCCAGCGUGAGCAGCUGGAGCUUGUGGUCGAGGCACUGGAGAUUGACCGCAUCACGGUAGAGCAGGUCGAGGAGAUCGAGGAAACACUCGAGUACCACCUCGAGUCGUGGCGCGACCCGGACUACUUUUACGACGAGUUUAUGUACGAGAGCCUGCGGCUCGACGAGGAGUAUGUCGAGGACGACGCAGCCAAGAACAUCUCGUCGCUCGCCGAGUUCUCGGCGGCGUCGGACGCGGUCAAGACGGCGUCGUCGUCGGAGAAGCGCAAGAACCGGAACAAAAAGUCAACCAAGAAGAAGAAGGAGGCGUCGGCCAAGGCGUCCAAGUCCAAGAGCUCGGACAAGUCGUCGUCGAUCAAGUCGACGAGCUCGACCAAGUCUGCGACGUCGAACAAGAAGAGCGGGACGAGCGCGCUCGAGCCGACCAAGCCGGCCUCGCUCUCGUCAGCGCGCGUCAAGGCGUCCAACGCCAAAGACUCCCGCAACCUGGCCGACAUUGUCUCCGGCGCAGGCUCCAAGACCUCGCCCAAGAAGGCCAAGAGCGCGCCGGCGGGCGGCAAGGACCUGGCCGGCCCGCGCGUCCCGUCGCCGGUCAAGGUCGAGGCGCGGCGGAGUGCCAACCCGCCGCUGGCGUACCUCAACGCGGCCAAGGCGCACAAGGCUUCUGGAGCUGGAGUGACUACGCCCGCCGGCGCGAGCGGAGCCCCGGCCGGUGCGGCUGUGUCGGGCCUGACCUCGCUCGCGCCGGCGCGGACCGGCACGGGCGGUAGCUCCAAGCUCCCGCCGGGCAUGGGCCCGCCGGGCAUGCCCGCCGUCGGCACUGCGCGCGGCGGGAACGCUGGCGUGGGUGGCCUGCCGUCGCGGGCCGAGGCAGCAGCAGCCGCACAGGCCGAGGCGGUCGAGGCGGCGGCGGCGGCGGCGGCGCUCUCGGCUGCGUCCAAUGCGCCACUCUCGUCGGCGGCGGCGUCGGCGUCGGCAGCCGGCGUCUCAUCGGCGGUGCUGAAGGAGCUCGAGGCGGCUGCGGUUGUCGCCCGAUCCGACGCCAACACCGCCAAGCGCAAGAAGCGCAAGCAGCACUUUGAGGCCAUGCUGGACCGCUCGUACUCGGCGCUGCCCGAGACCGUCGAGCGCCAGGUCUUCCGCCAGCCGGUCAACCCGGGCGUGACGCCGGCGUACUACCCGAAGACCGUCCACCCAGUCUUCUCCUCGCCGGCUACCUUUGAGAAGCUCGAGUCCGACACCCUCUUCUUUGCCUUUUACCACCAGCAGGGCUCCUACCAGCAGUACCUUGCCGCCCGCCAGCUCAAGUCCAAGGCCUGGCGCUUCCACAAGAAGUACAACCUCUGGUUCAAGCGCCACGAGGAGCCGCAGAAAAUCGACCACACCUCGGAGCACGGCACGUACGAGUACUUUGACUACGACUCGGGCUGGUGCUACCGCCGCCGCACCUCGUUCACCUUUAAGUAUCGCUACUUGGAAGACGAGUAGGCCGCCCCGCCUGCUCACGCGCAGUCGUCUCCGCCCUUCGCAGCCUGCACUGGCAGCGUAAACGUUGCGCCUCUGA
Messenger RNA from Thecamonas trahens ATCC 50062, 2159 nucleotides. Its product is annotated as CCR4-NOT transcription complex. Gene Ontology annotation, biological process: nuclear-transcribed mRNA poly(A) tail shortening; regulation of DNA-templated transcription. The record is from RefSeq and is a predicted model, not a curated record. NCBI's taxonomy places the organism in Eukaryota, Apusomonadida, Apusomonadidae. The coding region runs from base 74 to 2083 and encodes 669 amino acids. The transcript has 2 exons. Gene Ontology annotation, cellular component: nucleus; CCR4-NOT core complex; P-body.